CAUGAAACUAAAUUCUGACAGAACUGUCAUUCGCUCGAUCGGCCAUUUUUGUAGUGCUGGUAAAAAUCGUAGGCACGAAAAAAGUUAUUUUUACGGUUUUUGUGCAAAAUUUCUUUAUAAAUAAUCAGUUAAAAAGUUGCAAAAGGAAGUACGAUGCCUGCGCUAGACGAAAUCAAAUCCUCCUGGGCCGAUGAAGUGGAGUUAGAUUCCGGCUCGUUGCCGCCGCCGACGGAAAUUAUCGAAAAUGGCCAAAAGGUCGUCACCGAGUAUAAAUACAAAGAUGACAAAAAGGUGAAGGUGGUUCGGACGUAUAAGAUAACGCGACUGGUGGUUCCGAAGAGCAUCGCCAAGCGUAAGAACUGGAAAAAAUUCGGCGACUCGGAGAAUGAUAAGCCCGGACCGAACCCAGGCACAACAAUGGUUUCGGAAGAUAUCUACAUGCAGUUUGUUAGCAACAAGGAGGAGGAGCAAAAGUCGGAAAAUCCGCUAGAUUCGGUAAAGAACAUUGCCAAGUGUCGGAAUUGCGAGGGCGAACAUUGGUCAGUGCAGUGCCCAUACAGGGCGCAGUACGAAUCUGGAAAAGCUAAACCAGCUAUACAAGUGCCCCAAGAAAUGGCCCCAACAACUACGAAGAGCGGCAAAUACGUUCCCCCGAGUAUGCGCGAAAGCCAGAAGCCGGGUAUGGGUGGCAACCCGAGAGGACGCGACGACACCACUGCCAUCCGUAUUUCUAAUCUGUCGGAGGCGAUGACGGAAGCCGAUCUGGAGGAGUUGGUGAAGAGGAUUGGUCCGCACAGCAAGAUGUUUUUGGCUCGCGACAAGAACACCGGUUUGUGCAAAGGGUUCGCCUACGUACACUUCAAAUCUCGCCGCGACGCUGCUACUGCUAUUGAGCUUCUCAAUGGGCACGGCUACGAUCAUUUGAUCUUGAAUGUCGAAUGGUCCAAACCGCAGAAUCCGCAGUAGGAAUUGUUGCAGAGUUGGGAAUUAGGAACUAAGUUGUGGUGCGCGUUAUAUUAUGCUUCAUGCUAAGAUGUGCUUUCCAAUAUAUGGCGAACUGGAA
Molecule: messenger RNA, 1063 nt
Organism: Armigeres subalbatus
Lineage: Eukaryota; Metazoa; Arthropoda; Insecta; Diptera; Culicidae
Product: eukaryotic translation initiation factor 3 subunit G
Exons: 3
Coding region: 154-966 (270 amino acids)
Cellular component (GO): eukaryotic translation initiation factor 3 complex; cytoplasm
Molecular function (GO): RNA binding; translation initiation factor activity
Source: RefSeq, a predicted model, not a curated record